GAAUCAUCCUCGACCACCUUCAGGCAUCAUGCAAGCUAUUUCCAGAACACUGUUCAAUUGUUAAUGGAUCCACGCCAUUGAUCUACACUCUUCACAACAUAUAUUACCUCCUUAUAUUCCUCAUCCUCUCCCGUCCCCUCCGUCCACCAUGUCCCUCACGCUCAAACUCUCGUCCCUCGUCAUCCGCACGUUGUCAAAGCCGAUCGCCAACCAACUCAAGGCCCAGGCUCGUGAACAUGAACGCUUCCGACACAUCUGCGUCUCCAUGGCGCAAGGUCUUCACCGCAUCGACAUGCGCCUCCGGCUAGGCAACAUCCGUGACAACGCCGCAUCGCAAAAACGCGCGGCUGCCGAAGCAGAGCUCCGAAAACACAAACCAACCUCCCCGACCGUGAAGACCGCAGCCGAGGCGAAAGCAGAAGAGGAGGCCGUGGCGAGAGCCAAAGCGGCAGCCGAGGAAGCCGCAAAGCCAGCGCCGAAACCUCACAUUCGACCAUUGUCCGAGUCCAAGGCCAUCGAGUCGGGUGCUACAUUCAUCAGUGAGACGUUUCUGUUCCUCGUGGCAGGUGGGUUGAUCGUGUUUGAGUCAUGGCGCUCUCGGAGGAAAGAAACAACCCGCAGGGAGGACGUGGAGACUCGGCUGGCGGAACUGGAGCAGUCUGAGAAGGCUGCCCGGCAGGCCCUACUAGCCUUGGAGAAGGAGCUGCUUCAACAGAAAGCCAAGCACGGCGAGCUCCCGAGAUCAUCUGCACGGAUCCUGCCGCGCGAGGUCUGGGACGUUGAGCAGGAGGAGGAAGUGAAGACACCGGAGGAGCCGAGCCUGUUUUCCUGGAUCGCAUCGUAUCUUCCUUUCGGUGAGACUCCCGAACAACGGGCAGAGUCCGUGAUUAAGGAGAGCAAGAGCGCGACCAAGCCACCGGCCGAUGCUCAAGCAGCUGUACCGGCACCCAAGCCAGUCGAACCUGAGCAGAAAGUGCCAGAGCCGAAGAAGGCUUAAUCCAUAUCGGCAAUGGAAUUGACGUUACUGUACAUACCGUUAUAGAACCACUGGGGCGCUAUAUAGUCUAGGACUUUGCUAUUUAUCUUGGGAUACCCUUAUAUAUUACAGCACGGGCGAGGCAAACUUGCGGGGAUGUUGGGAGCAUCUAGUGGAGGCGGC
This is a messenger RNA of Aspergillus sclerotioniger CBS 115572, 1159 nucleotides long. Its product is annotated as OPA3 family protein. Gene Ontology annotation, cellular component: mitochondrion. Lineage: Eukaryota; Fungi; Ascomycota; Eurotiomycetes; Eurotiales; Aspergillaceae. The record is from RefSeq and is a predicted model, not a curated record. Gene Ontology annotation, biological process: regulation of lipid metabolic process. The transcript is spliced from 2 exons. The coding region runs from base 149 to 997 and encodes 282 amino acids.